Molecule: messenger RNA, 381 nt
Organism: Fimicolochytrium jonesii
Lineage: Eukaryota; Fungi; Chytridiomycota; Chytridiomycetes; Spizellomycetales; Powellomycetaceae
Exons: 4
Coding region: 1-381 (126 amino acids)
Cellular component (GO): cytosol
Molecular function (GO): protein-disulfide reductase [NAD(P)H] activity
Source: RefSeq, a predicted model, not a curated record
AUGAAAACCCAGAGAAUUCAGUCUUCAGAAGCGUUCGACGCUACCGUCAAGGAGACCGUCGCCAAUGCCCCCGGACGGGUAUUUAUUUUAUUGUUUGGCACGGAGGACGAGAAAACGGGAGAGUCAUGGUGCCCCGACUGCGUUAUCGCAGACCCGUUAGUCCGCAAACACGUCAGGCAGGUGGCCGACUCGACUUUGCUUGAAGUGCCCGUCGGCGCUCGUUCUGCUUGGAGGAGUCCGGACAACUUUUACCGCUCCCAUCCCCAGCUGAAACUGACAGCUGUCCCUACCCUGUUCGAAUGGGGCAAGGACGGGCCCAUCAAGAGUCUGGUGGAGGAUGAUGUGAACAACGUCGAGUUGCUUGAGAGAUUCUUGGCGUAG